AUAUCUGAAUCAUAUUUCAAUGCCAUCCUCCUGGCGGGAAAGGGUUCUAUCAGCUAGUUCCCUUCUUAUAGUUUGAAAAUGAGCACUCCUAAUCUACCAAAUAGUACUAUCAGAUCUGGUUUACCUUUUGAGUUAUGUCGUUCUGACUACUCCCUCCCGAUACCGGUCAUAUCACAAGCAUCAUCCUUAGUUUCCGUUCCUAGAAAUGUAUUUAAUGCUUAUCCAUCAACUGCACAAUCCAGAGGCAGUAAUGUCCUACAGAAACCUACCGUCAGUAAUUCAACGUCAAAUUUCCCUUUAGUCACUACAAGUAACAUUGCUCAGUCAAAUGCCAACGCUUUCGCAAAUUACCCAGCAUUUAACAGUAUUUUUCAAACACUUUUACGUGGAACAAAUCCAUCUCAAGUUACCAUUGCUCCCCCGAAUGUCUCAGGUUAUGUUAAUACAGUGGCAGGACCGAAUGGGAAUCUGUUCACUGGUUUUCGACCUACGCAACUAUCUUAUCAGCCGAAUAUUCGCAUCACUGCGCCUGGAAUUAUUUCGUCUGGAUCCACGCAUGGCACGGUAAACUCAGUUGCAUUGAGGUCAACAAACUGUACCACACGUAACAAUAUCAAUUCCACAUCGACAUGUACAACCACGGCCACUACAACUUGUAAUUCACUGACUACCAGUCGUGCAGCCAAUCCAUCCGUGGAAUCAUUAUUUGUGUCGAGUAAUUUUGUUUCAGUUUCUGACUCAAUCAAUCGCACGCGAAAACUGGGUGCUGCGGCUUUUGUUCGAUGGGCAGAAGCGUGUACACGGUCGUUCAGAAAGGAGCGGAUUUCUGUUUGGCCUCGAUGCAAAGCCGAUUCAGAUGCAUUGCAUGAAAUGAACUGGAUCAUUUCUCCACCUGGUCUUUUAGGCAUUUAUUCUGAAUCUCCUUUUUUGCGACCUGUAGUACUACUGCGCCGUGUUCAGUUUACUGCUCCUGGAAAUGUCAAUCCAAAUAUACCGGAUACUGAUAAUAUGGUCCGUUCUCUGCGUGAAAUAGCUGAUGCUAAAGUAACAAAGUAUCCAGGUUUCGCUCCACAAUUUCCACCUUCCGCAGCUUCUGUAGGUUUCACAACAGACUACAUGACCUAUGUAUUUACCUUAGAAUUGGAGCGUCAAGUUGUCAAGCUACUACGUCCUAAGACUGGUGAUCAUUCUGAAUGGAGAGUAGUACUAAGGCUAGGUUGGGCGACGACGGAUUUCUAUGUUCCAAGCAAUGCAUCCUCCAAUGCUGCGUCACAUCGAGCCCUUGUCUUGGAGUCAUUACCUCGUUGCCUUUCUAUUCGUGUCUCCGGUCGACCCGUACCCUUACCUGACCCCAUUUUUCAUGGUGGUCAAGCUCAACGUCUUGGAAAGCGCCUUCGUUUAUCAAUUGAUAUAACAGACAAAGUACUCAUGAAGUGUGGUUCUGCAGUUAGAAACAGAGUUGUCGAUAUUGAAUUAACCUGGUUGCAUGCACCGUUGGAAGAUCAAUCUGUAGGACUCUUAAACUUGGUUGCUGAUGGACUGGUUUCUCCAUUGUUAUGUCAUCUAAUUGGGUUGCCUCUAGUUCAAGUUACACUUGAUCGAGCUUAUUCAGUUUCCGAUCUUCGAAAUACCUUUAAUUUGGAAAAUCCAGAGGCCUACAAAAAUUUCAUCAAUGGACCACUCUUAGAUCCUAUCGAAUUUCCAUCAUUAACAGUAAAUGCAGAUGGUUCAGGAACUUUAGAAGAUCACGGGGUUUUCGGGGCAUAUGACAAUUGUUUGCCACCGGCAUUCUCACUUCCUGCUGAUAAUACAAAACAUGAACUGAAAUCUCGGCUUCAAAAAUCGUCUGACGAUAGUGAUUUAUGUUUUGAAGAUGGUGACGUUGAGCUUGCUGACUACAUACCUGUGUGCUUAUUGUGUCCACUAACUCGAACAAGAAUCGAUCUUCCUGUACGAUCGUUCAACUGUUCACAUCUUCAGUGUUUUGAUUUACACUCAUAUUUAACAAUCAAUAUGCGAAGACCUCGUUGGUCUUGCCCUAUUUGUAGUAUCUCUGCACCAUUUCGUGACUUAAGAGUAGAUGAAUUUUUUAUGAGUAUUUUGAAAAAUCCUCGUAGUGUUGACGUUGAAUUUGUUCAGUUGGAUGCAAAUGGUGAUUGGUAUUUAAAUAAUCCUAAUGACGUUAGUCCAAAUAGUUCUUUCAUCACGGAAGCUAAUCAUUUAAAAAUUGAACAGAAUAAUGUGGAAAAUGUAAAGGCUCCUAUUACAUUGAAAAAUCUUGAAGCACCUAAUGAAGGAGACAAAGUGACUAUUGAUAAAUUGAAUGAAUCCGAAACAAACACUGUUGAUAAAAACAAUACAUAUAUGGAAACGACAGAACAAGUAACUAAAGAUAAUCACAACAAUACUAAUAGUAAUAAUGACAAUUGUCAGCCAGAACCUGAGGUAAUUAUCUUAAGUGAUGAUGAUGAUGAUAUUAAUAAUAAUGAUACAAAGGAGACGGAGACAUAUGUCCAAAAUGGCAGUAAUGAUAAAAGUGUCAAUCAGUGUCCACAAAAUGUUGAUAAGCUUAAAACCACUUGUAAUAACGGUCAAAAUGAUGAUAUAAAUAAUGGUUUUCCAUGUUUAAAAGAAAAAAGUACUAUCUCAAGUAAUACGCAGUCUACACGAACUUUCACGCUUGAAAUCGAUCUGACAAAUGAUGAUUCAGAUUCUUCACUUUGUGAACCAAAUAACAGAAUAUUGGAGACCCAUUUUACUACUGAUCAUACUGUUCCGACAAAUGACAUUCAGCAGUCGGAUCUUUCAUCUGACUUUAUUCGCACAAGAGAUGAAAUUCGAUUUGGUAAUAAAGGUCCGUUAGUAGUGAUUAGCCCGUUACAGUCUAUAAGUCUUCCCAAUUCUUUGUCUGGCUCAACUGAAGAAAAUGAUUUAAAUUCCCAUUUAGAUGAAUUUAACGCUAUACGUAAUGAAUUGAUUAUGGAUCCUAAACAGAUCUCACGUGCAGACAGUAAUUGGCCUCCAGAACUUGUGCAAACUAUGUUGAGAACCUCUAAUAGUUCCGUUAACAAUAUCAAUCAGUAUGAUAUCAUUGGUUCUAAAUCUGCUUUCUAUCAACGACUAUUGGAAGUAACUGCUCAUCGAGUGAAUCAAACAAUGCUUAAGAAAAAUUCACAUAUCCCCUUAAGAGAUAAUGAAAGAUUGUUAUAUAACAAGGCAUUAUCUCUUGCUUUUGAUGGUGGUGGGUCUAAGAGGAAAGGAAACUCAACUAAAUCUAAUAAUAACAAGGUUAAUAGUAGACCAAAAACAUCUAAAAAGGUACUAACAUCCGAUUCUGAAGAUGAAUUCCCAGAUAAACCUUGUUCAAUAGCAAGUUCUUCGACAAUCACUGGUCGUCGCAAUGCUCAUAUAAUCAAACAACAACAAGCUGCUGCAUUAGCACGCCUAAUACAAGAACGAUCUACUCGUAUCAGAAGUACAUCUGAAGCAUCCAAUGAACAAAGUCAACAAGGAAUUGAAAAUCUCCCUUCAACAAGCAGUAGUAGUAAAAACGUUAAAUCUAAGAAAAAUACUGUCAGUACUCAAUCCAAUAAAAAACGUCCUAUUCGUAAGCGACCUCGUCGACGCCGACCUUCAAAUAUAUCUGAUGAUAGUAACUCUUCUAGUCAAUCUUUAUAUACUUCAGAAAUGUCUUGUGUUUCCACUUCAGAACCAUCAAAUGACUCCUCUUUUGUUAAUUCAUCACAAUGUACUGAUGAAGAUGAUGACUUGUCAAUCGACUCAUUCUCAUCAGAUGAUCGUUGGUCUCCUUCACAUGUUAGCUUCAACAGGAAGCAAAAAACUAAACGCAAACCGAAAGUACGUCGGUGAAAUUUUCGUCUUUUAUUCAAAUCUCGACAUUUUUUCCUUCUAAAGAUGGUAAACCAGUUUUAUUAUCAGCAUUUUUAUUUGUUCUAUCAAAUUUGUACAGUAUAAUUGGUUUUUUUUUCACACAUACACACACACACUUUAUCUACCUUCAUAUACAUGUAUAUUAACUCAAGAUCAUUUUCAAUUACAAUUCGAGUUUUUGUGGAUUCCCUUUCAUUUCGAGAUACUGUUAUAUUUUUCUUUAAGUGUAAUAAAUAAAAAAUCUUUUUACAGCUUUAAAAACUAACAGUUCAUCGUCAAUCUUGAAAAAAGUCAUUAUAAGUAACUGUCUGUAAAUUCGUCAGUCCAUUAAAGCAACACAAUACCUCGCGUAAAUAUUCAUGUUGCUCAGGUAGCUACACUACAUCAACAGAAGGAUAAAAAGUUGAAAAGUUCCAUACCAGAAGAGUUAUGGUAAAGAUAGUGUCUAUUAUUGUGACUUAUGAUACUUUAUUGAGAUUAUAGCAGUUUUAUUGCUUUGCUACCAAAUAGACUUUGUUGACAAUCACGAAUUGCUUGAACAUAGGCAGGAUUUCAACUGUUUUGUUCCCUCAAAUAUUUAUCAGUUUAAGUCUCAGUCGGUCCCUAAUAUUGUAGAAAAGUUGUGGCAUCAGAUCAGCAAGGAACCGAUAAUGUUUGCUUCAACAUAUAUUUAGUUGAUACUAGUUAUUUACAAAGAUUUUAAUAUAUCACAUUAAUAAAUGCAAGUUCAUGAUGUUGAUUUUCUCAAAAAAUGUUAAGCGUGAUUGUUCUUAGUUUUUAAGGUUAACUCUAUGUAUUCUCCUCAACUUCAUUAAGAAUUCCCAAGAAUAUGUCAAACGCUAUCCUACUUGUUGAAAUUAUGUAUGUGAAUCCGAAACAUUUCUUGUAUGUUUCGGAAUCACUUCAUUAGCAAUGCUGAAGAUAGACUCAGUGUAAGGGGUUAGUGUGGCGAUUUAGUUGAUAAAAUAGUGGAUCUGUUAGGUUCGUUAACCUUGAGGAUACUACUGAUUCGACUUAUUCGGAACGGAACGAAGGCUCAGGAUUCAGAGACUCAAUAGACUAUUCUGGUCCGUUGUCUUCGACUCAGCUAACUCGAUCAAGAAGUCUUGGUAAGGCGUAGAAAGUGUAUUCUACAAGCAACAGCAGAUACCAAGCCAGGUCAGGCAGAUCAGAUCAAGCAUACAAGUCAAGCGUAUUUAUACAAAUAUAUAUCGAUUUUGUCAUAGGAAAUUUUUAAACAAUAAUCAAUGUCAUCAAUGGUCUGCUAUUUAAAAAUUUAAUCGAUAAGUUCAUCAACUGACUGCCAUUCAAAUAUUUAAACAUUUAAUCGAUAUGAUAAAAUUACAAAAUAUGAGUUUGGGGGAUAUACCGGCCCCAACAGGAUCCUCAUCUACUACAGAGAUUUGGACAUGUAUUACACAUAAACAUUGGUACAAAGGGCACAGAAUACGUAUGCGCCACACAAGUCACUUGAUUUGUGUGUCGGCUAUGAUACUGCCGGGUGCCCAAACCGAAGUAGGUGGUUUCCUUAGGGGGUUCACCCCGAGCAUUUGAC
Molecule: messenger RNA, 5446 nt
Organism: Schistosoma intercalatum
Lineage: Eukaryota; Metazoa; Platyhelminthes; Trematoda; Strigeidida; Schistosomatidae
Source: the annotation of a GenBank genome assembly